Exserohilum turcica Et28A is the source of this 942-nucleotide messenger RNA. RefSeq lists its product as uncharacterized. Lineage: Eukaryota; Fungi; Ascomycota; Dothideomycetes; Pleosporales; Pleosporaceae. The record is from RefSeq and is a predicted model, not a curated record. Bases 249 to 812 code for a protein of 187 amino acids. The transcript has a single exon.
ACGUUCUCGACCGCGUGUCCAGAAACAAGUUCUACAACCGGGUUGACAGCAAUCCUCUCGACGCAAACUUCCAAAUCGAUCUGCACCCCCCUGACAACAGCGCCGCAAUUGAAGUCACGAUUCUCACCAAAAUCGGGCCUGGGGUUGCAAUUUCGGUGGCAUGCUUGGUGGCGUAUGUGGUGGCUGGGCUGAGUCUAUCGGGCAUAUGGCAGUUGAAAAAAGUCCAAGGCACCGCACGGCAUGAGCGGAUGUGGGUUUGGGUCGUGCUGGUGCUGAAUGUCAUGAUGGCGGCCGGCAGCGUGGCAGUCUUUGGCUAUGCAACGUCUGUUCAGGCGGGCGACGCAACCUGGAAGACGUACAAGGAUGCAAGCGCUCCAAACCAAGAGCAUACGAGGGAGACGUGGGCAUGCGAGAUCAACAAGUUCUUUCCACGCGAGGGUUGGGCUGGAUCUGUGUGUGGUACUACGCAGGCAAUGCGUUAUCUCCUGUUGGCCAUGGCUCUCGCUGCCAUUUGCGUACUUGGAAGUCUCUGGGUGAUUGUCAGGUCCAGGGGUGGCAUCAAGUGGGUGUCUGGUGGCAAGGGCAGGUACGCUGGGUUCCGUGGCAUGUAUGAGAUGCAAUCGCAAGGACCGCAGGCGCCGUAUGGUGGGCCGCCAGCAGGACAAUGGAACCAGCAGCCUGUACAGCAAUGGCCUAUGCAACCGGCGCAGCAUGGGGGGCCGGGGUAUCAACCUGUUCCACAAUGGCCGCAACAGGUUGUUCAGAUGCCAAAGUCAGAUGCUCAUGCUGAGCAGCGGCCAGUAUUCCAGUGAUGUGCGUUUGAUUGAAUUUCAGCCCGUGGUUUGGCCUUGCGGGUUUUCCUUCUCAGGGCCUCUCAUGUCCGUCAGCACUCACAACUAGUGCCAUAUUAAUCUAGAUACUACUAGGCGAAUUCGCUAACAU